This is a messenger RNA of Pyrenophora tritici-repentis Pt-1C-BFP, 762 nucleotides long. RefSeq lists its product as uncharacterized. Lineage: Eukaryota; Fungi; Ascomycota; Dothideomycetes; Pleosporales; Pleosporaceae. The record is from RefSeq and is a predicted model, not a curated record.
AUGGCAGCGCUGCUACUCGUAUCUACGACAGUGGCAAAGCCACUGAUGAUAUUUGAUUGUGUCAAUGACGGCCUUGGCGGUGCAUUCUGCCAAAAAUGGGGCGAAUCUUUCACUUGGGACCAUCCUACCAAACCAGUAGGCCGCUCGCGUAGCCGCAAAGCAGGAUGUGGGUCCAAAAACCGCUGCAGCAAGAGCCCAUACGGCACAGCCUAUCAGUGCGACGAGUUCCCUUUCAAAUCGGUCCAGGAAUCAGAUGCAGGUGGUCAGGUCAACCGAUGCGUCAAGAAAGGGUAUAACAAUGCGCAGAGUCAAGUCAUCCGCCAGUUCUACAAUUCCGAAGGCUCUUUCAAAGGAAAAGGCUGUGAUUCUACGUUCCCCUGCUCCUUUAAUAUUGUUUUUGCCAAUGCUGGUAACAUCGACUGGUGCGAUUCCACGGCUAGCAAGUGCAAGAACGAUGGCAACGAGUACACCAAGGCAGGCAAGGUGCCUGACCCCAGCAAGAGGCUCAUGCAUCGUCAGGAAAGCUAUAACGGAACCCUGCAAGUUGGCGGUAUGUAUCUUUUGGAGAGUGGCCAGUCAAUUGUCUCGGCCCAGCCGCUGAGCAUUGGGGAUCGAGCGUUCAGGGUCAAGCGGCACAACGAGACGCUUUAUGCCGAGUACAACCAUAUGCACAUCCCGGACGACGAGCAAGGUCUGGAGCAAUACGAUUAUAUGAUGGAUAACCUAUAUCUAGAGGAGGAUGUUGUAGUUGGAAAAGUUUGA